UUUGAGUGCAGUGGCCGCUGGAUUAUCGGGCACAGGGCUGGCGGUGGAGGGGUCUCCGGGCUGGCAAUGAAUUCUAAUAGAGGGUAAUAUACAGACAGGACAUGUGCAUAUUACCUCAGCACUAUGGACAGACCUGCCAGGAGUAAAAAAUCAGUGGAUUAUUCCCAAUUUUUGGAUUUAGAAGAUGAUGACGAGGAUUUUGCUUCUUCUGCACCUGUAAGUAAAAAAGCUCGAGUGGAGACAAAGAAAGAGAAAAAGGAAAAACCUGUGAAGAAAACUCCCAAAGAAGAGUCCACGCCAACCAAUUCCCCCAAAAAGAGACUUCCUUUGGAAGAUAAACUGUAUCGGCGGGAUUUGGAAGUUGCUUUGGCCCUGUCUGUGAAGGAGUCGUCUGUUAUCAUAGAGAACGAUGAGAAUAUUACGAGAAACGAAGCCCCAGAAGACAAUUACAGGUAUAUUAAAGAUCCCGACGUGUCAGAAGUGUCUUUCUCAAACUGCAGUGUUGACAGCAGCACGCUAGGUCUAGAAGAGAUCAUAGAUGAUGAUGAAGACCUUGUUAGAGGAAGAGGUCGCAGGCAAGCAGCAUCUAAGGCCAUUUGUGAGCAGAGGAAACUUCUGACAGAAGAAAGUGGUGAUGAAGAGGAGGCUGAUGAGUUUAAUCCAGAUACAAUAGCAGAUGGGGAUUCUGAGAGUGACACAAGUUUCAGCGGCGAAGAUGAAGAAUUUGAAGUAAAAAAAUCUAAGAAACCAUCAGCAAGUAAAACUGCUAAACAAAAGCCGAAGAGUGAAAAGAAGGAGAAAAAUGUCUCAAAGACACAGAAAGCUGCACCUGCGCCUCCUACUCCAGUGACCAUUAAAAUAAAGCCAAUGCCAGCAAAGAAGGCACCAGUCAGUUCACCUGCUGCUUCUAAGCCAGCUUUACACACCAGCCCGCCAGUGGGCAUGAACAGACCAGCAUGGACACCUCCAGCUUCAUCUGGAGCAUUGAAGAGUCCUCUGGCCGCAGUAGAUGUAAGGUCUCCUAAUCAAGGUCUGCGCCUCGGCCUGUCAAGACUGGCGAGGGUGAAACCAUUACAUCCAGCCACUGCCUUGCAUUGAGCCCUCCUCAUGGACAUGCAGAAUAACUGCAGUA
Messenger RNA from Bufo bufo (common toad), 1132 nucleotides. RefSeq names its product RAD51 associated protein 1 (gene RAD51AP1). Gene Ontology annotation, biological process: double-strand break repair via homologous recombination; interstrand cross-link repair. The record is from RefSeq and is a predicted model, not a curated record. Gene Ontology annotation, molecular function: single-stranded DNA binding; double-stranded DNA binding. The transcript is spliced from 9 exons. Bases 124 to 1098 code for a protein of 324 amino acids. NCBI's taxonomy places the organism in Eukaryota, Metazoa, Chordata, Amphibia, Anura, Bufonidae.